Messenger RNA from Suhomyces tanzawaensis NRRL Y-17324, 676 nucleotides. RefSeq lists its product as uncharacterized. Bases 145 to 528 code for a protein of 127 amino acids. The record is from RefSeq and is a predicted model, not a curated record. The transcript has a single exon. Lineage: Eukaryota; Fungi; Ascomycota; Pichiomycetes; Serinales; Debaryomycetaceae.
UCGAGGCAGGAACAUACAGGCUGCCAAAAUUGGUCAAUUUUGGGGACCUAUCCAGAGUCAAGUUUGCAAUGCAAAACAGCCUUUCCGCAAGAGUUGAGCAUGUAGUAGUGGUGGAUUUUUGGUGCGUUUAUCCCACGCUGGCACAUGCACAACACCCACAAUCACAUUUCAUGGCCAACGUGUGCUUGCUCCCGUUGCUUGAUCCCAGCUGUCAGCCCUUACCCUCCGCAAAACAAGCCCCGAAAUUCCGCCCAUGUCGUAUUUUGUCAGCAUCAAUAUCUGCACGUGACCUUAUCACCGCCAUUGCACGUGUGCUUAUGCAAUCCACACUCCUUCCCACGUGAUAUUGUGCUAUCGCAACCUCCCUAUACACAUACUAUCGGCUUCAAAACAACAGCCCCUCUAAGACAUACCGUGAUUAUUAGAAACACCACACUAACUUUGGAAAUCGGUUCCGGCAUGUAUUUAUAUGCUGACUUCCCUGUAACCAUAAUAAACUCGAGACUGAACCCUUCUUUUACUCGUUAGCCAUAGCAUUAUCCAGCUCCCAGUAUUUGCACAGUGGCCCAUCGAUCAUCCAUUGACAGGACGCCAGCAUAACCAACCCGUAACGAAGCAAGACUGAGAAUCAGGUGACAAGAGAAACCAGAUCAUCCAGAGCAAAAGUCCACAUUCU